This is a messenger RNA of Saccharomycodes ludwigii, 825 nucleotides long. It is a transcript of the gene FSH3, whose product is annotated as putative serine hydrolase. Bases 1 to 825 code for a protein of 274 amino acids. Lineage: Eukaryota; Fungi; Ascomycota; Saccharomycetes; Saccharomycodales; Saccharomycodaceae. The record is from RefSeq and is a predicted model, not a curated record. Gene Ontology annotation, cellular component: cytoplasm; nucleus. The transcript has a single exon.
AUGUCAACUGUAUCCAAUUCUACAAUUGCUCCAAAAAAGAAAAAAAUUUUAAUGCUACAUGGACAUGCUCAAAGUGAUAAAGUUUUUUCAUCUAAAACAGGUGGAUUAAGGAAAACUUUAAAUAAAUUGGGUUAUGAAUUAUAUUAUCCAUGUGCACCAACUGAAAUCGUUCCAUGUGAUUUCCCAGAAAAUUUGGACAUUGCUUCUACUUUUAAUACUACCUCGGGUACUAAUAUGUAUACUUGGCUACUCAGAGAUCCAAUAACACAAUACGAACAAAUUCCAGAGAUCACAAAAGACUAUUUAUAUAAUUACAUUUUGGAAAACGGCCCUUUUCAUGGUAUAAUUGGUUUCAGUCAAGGUUCAGGAUAUGGUGGCUUACUAAGUACUAAUAUAAACGAAUUAUUAAACUUGACUGAACUAGAGCAAUCACCUUUAAACUUUUUCGUAAAUUUUAGUGGAUAUCGAAUGAAAACACCUGAGUUACAAAAGUAUUAUUCCAAUGAUAUUCUAAAUAUCCCUUCAUUACAUGUCUUGGGUGAGUUAGAUAGUGUUGUUGAAGAAAGUCGUGUCAUGUCAUUAUAUGAUGCUUGUCCAGAAGAUAAAAGAACUUUGCUAAAACACCCAGGCGGUCAUUUUGUUCCUAAUUCUAAAUCCUUUGUUACUAAAGUGGCUAAUUGGUUACAAGUUGUUGAUGGUGGAAUAUCCGAACAACAAAAGGAAAUUAUUAAUAAAGAUGAAACUUCAACAAGCAAUGAAACUUCAAAUAAACCCAUGCUAGACGAUGAUUUAUUAGAUAUCAUCGAUGGUCUCGGUAAGAUUUAA